AUGCGCGGAUCGAACGACCGCGUGGAGGUGUUCAAGCUGUCGGAGAACCUCUGGUUCGCCGGAACCGCGCAGCUGCCACCGUUUGAAAGCGAUGGCGACGGUGGAAAUUCCAAUGACGGAGAUAGCAGCGGGAACCACGGCAACAGAACGGGUGGUGACAUCGCGGCCGGGGAUGGCCCGCGCGGCGACUCUAUCGAGUCGCGCAGGGAGGCGCUUCUGGCGCGGAUCCGCGGCGGCGGAAUGGAUGAGAAGACGCGCGAGGCGCUGUUAGGAGCCGCAAACGCCGGCGGCGAUCGGGGGAGAUCCGCGUCUGCGCCCGCCGCAGCCCCCGCGAGCGUGCCGGCUCCCGCCGUGGAUCCGCUCGCGCAACAGAUGGAGCAGCGAAUGGCGGAGGUGGGAGAAUUCGCGGCGCGCACGACGGAGCUGAAACAAGUGGUGAAGCGGAAACCGGCGUUCUUCGGGUUGCUGCCACAAGUGGUGGAGUGGAGGAAGCCGGCCAACACAUCAGUGUUUGGGGACAGCCUUGGCGACAUGACAUGCACGUAUGACCGCCUGGCCAACCGCUUCUUCCUCUCCUCCUAUUGGAUGGUCAGUUGUGGUGGGGUUGAAGUUAAUGAUGGCAUCAACUCCAAUCCGGAUUGGAGGGCGCCUCUCCACUUCAACUCGUCUCGACUCACCAUGUUUUUGGACUACCCUCAGAUCGGCACUGAUGCAUAUGGUAUGCGUGACAGAGAUAGUGCAAUCGCCAAGUCGCAGCUCCAAACUCCCGAGAAUGCCACCAUUCUCAGAUUCGUCGUCCCUUACACUGACAGCCCCAUGAGUCCAGCCUACACAAUCUACCCUCAGAAGGUCGCAGCAGAUGGGGACUACGACUACCGCCACGGCGGCACCAUGUAUUUCGGCUGGGCUGCCGUCAACUCCAACCCCGGCGCGCCCAACGAAACCGUGCUUGUCGGUAAUUAUACCACAAUCGGAGCCUUUGCUUUAACGAGUACAAGUGCUCUGGGGACGCCUGAAGCGGAGAGUCGGGUGGAGCCACACUGUGCUGCCGUCAACACUCCCCCGUUCUUCGACCCCCAGCCUGUGACGCAGAAACCCGGGCCGGUUCCUUUGGCUUGGAAACUGAACACCACGAUCAAACCCAUCUCCCCUGCUUUCGCAAGUGCGAGAGGCGUGGUGGUGUUCCCGGAGAGCAGGCGCAUGUGGGUGACCUUCAUGUCGGCCUUUGGUAAGGACAUGAGUGCUUCUGCCGUCGUCGCUCGCCUUCGCUUGUCCCUCCGGCCCAACCGCAAGUGGCGCACGCUCCGGGUGUUUCUGGAGCGGUUUAAAGUGGUUGGGGUGGGCGGCGGGAACAGCCUUAUUCAGCCGUCGAUCGCUCUCAACAGGCAAGGCGUGGGCAUCAUAGCAGCAUCACUGGCAGGGCGAUCCUUCUACCCCUCAGCUGCCUAUGUCACUCUCAACGCCAAUGUGGAUGUCGGCCGCGUGGUCGUUACCGGCCCGGGGAAAGCGCCUCUCGACGACUUUUUCGGCUACCUCUAUGCAGACGCGAUGCAGUACGGCGACUACAUGACGGCGACGAUCGACGAGGAGGGCAACGCGUGGGCGGCAGUGCAGUAUGUGGCGGGGCAGACCAGAACCGAGAUGAGCAACUGGGCUACCUUUGUGUUUAAAGUCGACCUGCAGGGGGGGGAGGGAGAGGGCGACGGGGGGGACUUUUGA
Messenger RNA from Closterium sp. Naga37s-1, 1719 nucleotides. NCBI's taxonomy places the organism in Eukaryota, Viridiplantae, Streptophyta, Zygnematophyceae, Desmidiales, Closteriaceae. The record is from the annotation of a GenBank genome assembly.